Messenger RNA from Aureobasidium subglaciale EXF-2481, 1341 nucleotides. Its product is annotated as glycoside hydrolase family 28 protein. Gene Ontology annotation, biological process: carbohydrate metabolic process. The transcript is spliced from 3 exons. NCBI's taxonomy places the organism in Eukaryota, Fungi, Ascomycota, Dothideomycetes, Dothideales, Saccotheciaceae. The coding region runs from base 1 to 1341 and encodes 446 amino acids. Gene Ontology annotation, molecular function: polygalacturonase activity. The record is from RefSeq and is a predicted model, not a curated record.
AUGCGUUCGUUCUCUUCUCUUUUGACACUUGCCGUUGCUUUGCCUGCGCUGGUCGCAGCUGAACUCUCUGGCAAAGUCGGUCCCACCACCUCCCAUGCCACAAAGGCUGCAAAGAAGACUUGCGACAUUACUAAAUACGGUGCUGUUGCUGAUGGCAAGACCGAUAUCUCUACCUCUUUGAAUAGUGCUUUCACUGCUUGCAAGGCUGGUGGUGUAGUUGUUAUUCCUGCUGGAAAUUAUGCCAUGUCGACGUGGGUCAAGUUGGCCAAUGGUAACAAUUGGGCUCUUCAGCUUGAUGGUACCAUCACUCGUACUGGUACUGAUGCUGGCAAUAUGAUUAUGAUCGAGCACAGCGACAACUUCGAGAUGUUCUCCUCCACUGGCAAGGGUGCGAUUCAAGGCAACGGUUACGAGAUCCACAAGACUGGCAGCACUUCUGGUCCUAGACUCUUGCGUGUUUGGGACAUUACCAACUGGUCUGUUCACGACAUCACUUUGGUCGACUCACCCUCCUUCCACUUCUCCAUCGAUACCUGUACCAACGGCGAGGUGUACAACAUGGCCAUCCGUGGUGGCAAUGAGGGUGGUCUGGACGGUAUCGAUGUCUGGAGUAACAAUGUCUGGAUUCACGAUGUCAUGGUCACUAACAAAGACGAAUGUGUGACUGUCAAGAGUCCUUCCAAGAACAUCCUUGUCGAGAACGUCUACUGUAACUGGUCAGGUGGCUGCGGUAUGGGCUCUUUUGGUACCGACACGGCCGUCUCAGACAUUACUUACAAGAACAUCUACACCUGGUCCAGCAACCAAAUGUUCAUGCUCAAGUCUAAUGGUGGCAGUGGUACCGUCUCCAAUGUCACUCUCGAGAACUUCAUCGGGCACGGCAACGCCUACUCACUCACCUUGGACGAGGCAUGGACUUCAAUGAAGACUAUCGCUGGUAAUGGCGUUGAGUUGUCAAACUUCAAAAUAUCAAACUGGACCGGCACAGAGCUCAAGGGCACAGCUCGUGGUCCCAUCAAGGUCAAGUGUGCCGCAAAAGCACCUUGCCAUGACAUAAACAUCUCUGACUUCAACAUGUGGACUGAACAAGGUAGCUCUCAGUUCUACUCUUGCGAGAACGCUUACGGUAGCGGAUUCUGCCUGAAGUCUGGAACAAACUAUGUAGCUUCUCCCGCCACUACUCAGUGGGUCAGCAAGGCUCCUGUUGGAUAUGCUGCCCCUACCAUGGCUGCUGAUCUCAAGACCGCUUUUGGGACUACUCAGAGUAUUCCCAUUCCUACCAUGCCGGCAAGCUUCUUCCCUGGUGUUCUGCCAAUUACCAAGCUGGCCGGAAGCAAGUAG